Molecule: messenger RNA, 1959 nt
Organism: Leptidea sinapis
Lineage: Eukaryota; Metazoa; Arthropoda; Insecta; Lepidoptera; Pieridae
Gene: mus81
Product: crossover junction endonuclease MUS81
Exons: 3
Coding region: 271-1893 (540 amino acids)
Biological process (GO): double-strand break repair via break-induced replication; DNA catabolic process; mitotic intra-S DNA damage checkpoint signaling
Cellular component (GO): Holliday junction resolvase complex; nucleus
Molecular function (GO): crossover junction DNA endonuclease activity; DNA binding; 3'-flap endonuclease activity
Source: RefSeq, a predicted model, not a curated record
UCGUUUCAAAUUUCAUCCCUAGUUUGUUUUUGAAAAUAAUUCUGCGAAUCGAGUAUGAAAAAUGAUUGAAAUACUCUUCUUUUAUUGUAUCUUGGUUGGAGCUGAUAGUCUUGCUACCAAUGUUCUAAAUAAUUAAAACAAACAAAAUUGAAAAUAUAUUUUUUAACUUUUUAAAGUGAUGAAAUGUUUGGAUGAAAAUAUAAAUUAAGAUUUAUUUUACAUGGUCUGAACUCGCACUUUUUUAGAAUUUUUUCAAACAAGCUUAACAAAAUGUUUAAUUUAAAUGGUAAAAGGAUAACAUUCAAAAGAAAGCGACCAAAUCCGUUAUUCGAGGAUUUUUUAGAAAAAUUAUAUGCAGAAGCGAAGGCAAAAAGGAGUAAACACGAGCAAGUCUUGAAAGAAGCGCUUGAAUCUCUUACUAAAUAUCCUUUACCUUUGAAAUCUGGCGCUGAAUGUGCAAUUCUUAAAGGUUUUAAUAAGAAACUAUGUGUUUUUCUUGAUACAUGUAUGUCUAAUCGUAAUGUUAAAAAAAGCCAUAUACAUUUAAGUUUAUCAGCAGACGAUAUCGAAGUGGCGAGCAGCUCUAAUAAUCAAGUGUUGAAUAUGGUACCAGAACCUGUACGACGAGAAGCACAUACAUCUCCAAACAAAAUGUACAAACCUGGCUUUAAAACUGGAGGCUAUGCAAUUUUACUUGGGUUAUUGGAACAUUCUAAAAAGUCAACUUCAUCAAUAAGUAAAGAUGAAUUAAUAAUAAUUGCGCAGAAAUAUUGUGAAGAUAUUGUACAAAGAACAGGUAGAUAUUCUCCCUGGUCCAAUAUGGGUAGGCUAGUUGAAAAAGGUUUGGUAUGUCGAAAUAGAAGCAAAAAGACUUUAUAUAGCUUAACUGAACAAGGCCUUAAACUAGCCAAUGAGUUAUGGAAAGAAAACAUAAAUCAACCUCUAGUUAAUGAUAUUAUUUUUAAUGAUAUAGAUAAUGUUUUGAAUAGAGAAACAGAAAUAAUUGUUAAUAGUGAAGUACCACAGAGUAUUGCUAAAGGAUGUGAGACAAAUGCUGUGUCUGUACUAAAUAAUGAAUUAAUAGAUAUGCCACCUGGAUCAUAUGAUGUUGUCUUAUUAAUAGAUAAAAAUGAAAACAGUGGGAGCUCAAGAAAGCCUGACCCUUUCUUAGUCUAUCCAGGAUUAAAAUAUGAAUCAAGAAGUUUAAAAGUUGGUGACUUUACCUGGAUAGCAAAACACAAAACAAGAGAUUGGGAGCUUGUUUUACCGUACAUAGCCGAGAGGAAAAGGAUGGAUGAUUUGGCAGCAAGUAUAAAGGAUGGAAGAUUUCAUGAGCAAAAAUUUAGACUGAGAAAAUGUGGGUUGAGUAAUGUUAUUUAUUUAGUUGAGUCAUAUGAUAAGAAUAAGCAUGUUGGUUUGCCUAUGCCAUCAUUGUUGCAGGCUCUAGCUAACACAAGGAUACAGGAUGGCUUUAAAGUUUUCAUGACUGACUCUCUUGGAAAAUCAGUACGGUUUUUAGCUAUGAUGACGAAAAGGAUUGAAGUUGAAUGUAAGGGGAAAACCUUGAAGGGCGUUGGCGAGGAACCAAUUGACGAUUUACUUAUGACCUUUGAUUAUUUCAACAAAGCUUCAUUGAAAACCAAAGUGCUCAGUGUGACUGAUAUGUUCAUAAAAAUGUUACUACAGCUGAAAGGCAUGUCGGUCGAGAAAGCAUUAGCCAUUACCAGUAUUUACAAAACUCCGAAAGCACUUUUUGCCGUUUAUGAUUGUUGUAAUGACAAAGAAGGUGGACUUCUUCUUGCCAAUCUUAAAUAUGGAUGCUUGAAACGUAAUCUUGGCCCCAGUGUUAGCAAAUCAGUGUAUCAAUUAUUCACAUUAAUGAAUGUAGAUUGACGUAGUUAAUUUUUAUGUAUAUGAAUCAUGGAAUUAUAUAAAUAUUAAAUGUAUUUGUACAGACUA